CUCCUCCCCAAAUCCCUUCCUUCUAAUAACUCUGAUCUGAAGCACACAAAGAGGGAGAGAUUUUUACCUUUUAUAGAUUCCCAAAUCCCCCCUAUUAUCCAUCCAUCAUUCCAUCCACUCAUUCAUCCAAUUUUCUAGAUCAAAUGUCCGAGGACGACGACCGAUCUCCGCCGUCGGAUGCCGCGGCCACCGGAAUUACCGCCUCCGGCUCCGGUGGCUCCACCUCCGUUGAGCUCUUCCCCGCGCCGUACCCCGACCAGGUCCUCGAGAACGUUCUGGAGAACGUGCUUUGCUUCCUGACGUCUCGCCGGGACCGGAGCGCCGCCUCAUUGGUCUGCAAGUCUUGGUACCGUGCGGAGGCCCUCACCCGAUCCGAGCUCUUCAUCGGUAACUGCUACGCCGUGUCUCCCCGGCGAACGACGGCGCGCUUCACGAGGGUCCGCUCCGUCUCGAUCAAGGGGAAGCCGAGAUUCGCCGAUUUUAACCUCAUGCCGCAUAACUGGGGGGCCCACUUCGCUCCCUGGGUGGUCGCCAUGGCCAAGGCUUACCCUUGGCUGGAGAAGAUUUACCUAAAGCGCAUGUCCGUCACCGACGAGGACCUCGUUCUCAUCGCCGAGUCAUUCCCCAACUUUAAGGAGCUUGUCCUCGUCUGCUGCGACGGCUUCGGCACCACUGGACUCGCCGUCGUUGCCAACAAGUGCCGACAACUUAGAGUUCUUGAUCUGAUUGAAUCUGAGGUAAUGGACGAGGAUGUGGAUUGGAUAGCUUGUUUCCCGGGGAGUCACACCUGUUUGGAAUCUCUGAUUUUUGAUUGUGUGGAUUGCCUCGUAAACUUUGAGGCUUUGGAGAGGCUUGUGGUUAGGUCUCCUUCCUUGAAGAAGCUUAGAUUAAACCGGUAUGUUUCGAUCGGGCAGCUUUAUCGUCUGAUGAUUCGAGCUCCGCAGCUGACGCAUCUAGGGACGGGCUCAUUCAGCACAUCGGAUGGCAUGAUUCAGGGUGAGCAGGAAGCGGACUAUGCAUCCGCGUUUGCUGCUUGCAAAUCUUUGACUUGUCUCUCGGGGUUCAGAGAAACCUUGCCUGAACUCUUGCCUGCAAUUUAUCCUGUUUGUGCUAAUCUCACAUCUUUGAACUUUAGCUAUGCCAAUAUCAAUGCUGAACAACUGAAACCGGUCAUAUGCCACUGCCACAAGCUCCAAACUUUCUGGGCUCUUGAUUCGAUAUGCGAUGAAGGGCUGCAGGCCGUAGCUGCAACUUGCAAAGAGCUUCGUGAGCUUCGUGUUUUUCCUGUUGAUGCUCGCGAGGAUAUAGAGGGGCCUGUUUCUGAGGUUGGGCUGCAAGCCAUUUCUGAGGGUUGUAGAAAACUGCAAUCCAUUCUGUACUUCUGCCAGCGCAUGACAAAUGCAGUAGUAAUAGCCAUGUCGAAGAACUGCCCGGAUCUGGUUGUUUUUCGUCUCUGUAUAAUGGGUCGACACCGACCGGAUCAUUUGACAGGUCAGCCUAUGGAUGAAGGAUUUGGAGCAAUUGUUAUGAACUGUAAGAAGCUGACCCGUCUUGCUGUAUCUGGUUUGCUGACUGAUCGAGCUUUCAGUUACAUUGGACAAUACGGGAAAUUAGUCCGUACCCUCUCUGUUGCUUUUGCUGGAGAUAGCGACAAUGGGCUGAAAUAUAUGCUAGAGGGCUGCCCUAAGCUGCAAAAGCUCGAGAUCAGGGAUAGCCCAUUUGGAGAUGUGGCUCUGCACUCGGGCUUGCACCAUUAUUACAACAUGAGGUUUCUCUGGAUGUCUUCGUGUAAGUUAACCCACCAAGGUUGUAGGGAGGUUGCGAGAGCAUUGCCCCGCUUGGUGGUGGAAGUUAUGACUAGAAAUGAAGUAGAUGAGGAGGACAUAGUUGAUGAUGAGAUUGAAAUUCUAUACAUGUACCGGUCGCUUGAAGGACCGAGGGAUGAUGUUCCAAAGAUUGUUCAGAUCCUUUAAGAGUUUGUGUAGAAGCAGUUGAUUCCAGUUUUCUCACGGUGACUAGCCAAGAAACUAAGAAACUUUUCCUGCAGGGAAGGUGAAUGCAGUGGGUGACUUUUAUAUAGCCCGCAAGUGGUUCCUGCAAUGGCUGUUAGAAAAUAUGGGCAAAAGCUUCUGUUCUUGAGCUGGAAUUUCAGCAGUGACAUUCAUGAGCAAGCACGUGGCAAUGGCAUCUAAAAGAGCACUGUAGAGAAUCAGCUUCUGUUUCUUUGUUUUGGCUCUUCCGGAGGACUCGGAGGAAGGGACUAAUGUCGAGGAUGAAUGUCUCUGCUUGGUAUCGGAUCAUCCAUUGUUGUAUUGUACGCUUCUAAAUUUCAUGUUUCUUUUUUGGUUUCAUAUUCAUUUGAUCAUAAGCAACGUCUGCCGGAGAGGAUAAGGGAGGGGUAACUUACCUGCAUCGAAGAUUUGAUUUUGUAUCUCGUUUUUUGAGAAGAUCAUAUUGUUUUAUCUGUCGUCAAAGAACUGGAGAUGGUCUUGAAGUGGAACUUCAGGAAGGUCCAAGUGAAAGCAAGUAUCCACUCUUGAGAGAACUUGUCCGUCUAUUUUGAUUCAAAUGGUAGUUAGUUUAAGCUGUAGCCGGUGAGAACUAAAUGCGCAGACUGAUACAUCUCUCUUUCUCUUUUCUCUCUCUCUUUCUCUAAGUGUUUGUUCUUUUCAGAUGUGUUGUUUUAGCACCUGACUGUUGAAUUUAUUAUUCCUAUUGUUAGAAAAUGUGAGAUGGGUAAUAAAUGCCAAAAUAUGCAUGGACCAUAGACCCAUAUAGUUAGUGGGACUGUCUCUUUGCCCUUCCUUUUUUAUUUGUUUUUUAGAGCCCCAUUUUCCUUAUGAAUGUGGUGUGAUUAACUUGACAGUGAGAGGCAAGCCAUUAAUGA
Molecule: messenger RNA, 2887 nt
Organism: Morus notabilis
Lineage: Eukaryota; Viridiplantae; Streptophyta; Magnoliopsida; Rosales; Moraceae
Product: transport inhibitor response 1-like protein
Exons: 3
Coding region: 144-1973 (609 amino acids)
Biological process (GO): SCF-dependent proteasomal ubiquitin-dependent protein catabolic process
Cellular component (GO): SCF ubiquitin ligase complex
Molecular function (GO): protein binding
Source: RefSeq, a predicted model, not a curated record